Molecule: messenger RNA, 1359 nt
Organism: Penicillium paradoxum
Lineage: Eukaryota; Fungi; Ascomycota; Eurotiomycetes; Eurotiales; Aspergillaceae
Product: C2H2-type zinc finger protein
Exons: 4
Coding region: 1-1359 (452 amino acids)
Biological process (GO): regulation of transcription by RNA polymerase II
Cellular component (GO): nucleus
Molecular function (GO): DNA-binding transcription factor activity, RNA polymerase II-specific; RNA polymerase II cis-regulatory region sequence-specific DNA binding
Source: RefSeq, a predicted model, not a curated record
AUGAUGGAGACUGCAGAACCCGUAUCUUACGAGUUCCCUAGCCAUGCCGUGGGGCCAUUUACACACAGGCGUCCGAUGGACUCGAGCUUGAGCCAGAACUUCCCCUUCUAUUCACAUCAAACAGCGGCACCAUACUCGCUGCCUUACCAAGCCCCGAGUAACUUGCCUUACACCUUCGGGCACUCCGUGGGCCACACACAUGCACCCUCCAAUUCAUAUCAGCCGUACUUUGUCCCCAGUCAGCACCCGAUACAGCCGCAGCCACUACGCAUCACAGCGGAACAACCGCUACAAUCUCUUCCAGAGAUUCGCCCGGCAAAGAACGCCAUCAGCCAGGCAGCAAAAGCUAUUCCCGAUCAUGGCCCGCGAAUACAGCCCUUGACUAGCCACAGUCCCCUUGGCGGAACAACACGCGAGACGAAGCAAACCCCGGCUGACAUCGCUUUCUCGACCAACGUGGAUGUUCUGAUGAAGGCAAUCCAGGCCAAACACGCUGCGUCAUUAAACCAACAGUCGUUGCCACCACUCCAACACCUGCCCCCGCCAGCAUCACAGGCCUAUCCCACAUCCUACGCAGUUGCAUCACCCACACCACCGCGCUACCACUCAGCAAACGAAGGCCAACUAUCGCGUUCAGGCAAAAGGCGCAAAUAUAACUGCAAUCUCCCAGGCUGUGGCAAGAGCUUCGCUCAGAAGACCCACCUGGAUAUACACAUCAGGGCACAUACAGGCGACAAGCCAUUCGUCUGCAAGGAGCCCUCGUGCGGGCAACGCUUCUCGCAGCAAGGCAACCUCAAGACGCAUCAGCGCCGGCACACGGGCGAGAAGCCCUUCCAGUGUGAAAUCUGCCAGAAACGAUUCGCCCAACGAGGCAAUGUCCGUGCUCAUAAGCUCACCCAUGAUCAAUCCAAGAGGUUUGAUUGUCGCCUAGAUGAAUGCGGCAAACAGUUCACGCAGCUAGGCAAUCUUAAGUCUCACCAAAACAAAUUCCACGCGGCAACACUGCAUAGCCUGACAGUCCGCUUUUCACAAAUCGGCGAAAGUGGGCCGAUGAACAUGAGCACAGCAGACCGCGAGCUGUGGAUAUACUUCGCCGGACUAUAUAAGAACAGCAACAAGGGCAUCAAGGGUCGUGGCAAAGACCGGCGGAUCUCGACGACGAAGCGGUCUGAUGCGCAGAGUAGCUGCGACUCGAUGGGUCGAAUACAGUCUGUGGAGUCCGAAGAGGGCGCCCCGAAGAUGCAGAUGCGCCGCGGGAGCUUCGAGGAUGGCUUCUCUGCCUAUAACGCCUCUAGCAGCGAUGGCGAUGAUGGAGAGCCAUAUUAUAUUGACCGCAGGGCUCAUCUCCAUGGGCCUUGA